Sceloporus undulatus (fence lizard) is the source of this 2637-nucleotide messenger RNA. RefSeq names its product MORN repeat containing 4 (gene MORN4). The record is from RefSeq and is a predicted model, not a curated record. Bases 127 to 567 code for a protein of 146 amino acids. Lineage: Eukaryota; Metazoa; Chordata; Lepidosauria; Squamata; Phrynosomatidae. The transcript is spliced from 5 exons.
GGCGUGCGGGAGAAAGAGGAGGCGCCCAUGGGGGCAUUGCUGCUGCUGAGGGACUGGGGCUGAUGGUGGGAGCGGCUCAGAAGCUCGGAGCCCAGCUGCUGUCCUGCCUUCUUGAAUGCUGGUGCCAUGACCCUGACCAAGGGCUCCUUCACCUACUCCAGUGGGGAGGAAUAUUGUGGGGAGUGGAAGGAAGGGCGUCGGCAUGGUGUUGGGCAGUUGACAUUUGCUGACGGCAGCAUUUACCUGGGACACUUUGAGAAUGGUCUCUUCAAUGGCUGUGGGGUGCUCACAUUUGCAGAUGGCUCCAGGUAUGAAGGAGAAUUUGUGCAGGGAAAGUUUAAUGGUGUUGGAGUCUUCACACGCUAUGACAACAUGAUCUUCGAGGGAGAAUUCAAGAGUGGACGUGUUGAUGGCUUUGGGCUUCUUACUUUUCCUGAUGGCUCCCAUGGGAUCCCUCGUAAUGAAGGUUUCUUUGAGAACAAUAAACUCUUGCGGCGGGAGAAGUGCCAGGCGGUGGUCCAGCGUGCACAAAGUGCCUCCAAGUUGGCACAUGUUCUCACAGCAUGAUGGGUGCAAUUUCAAAGGCACCCUCUGCCUCAGGACUCUCCCAUAUACUGCAGCCUAACCUGUAGUUUGGCAGGAAUGUGGCAUGCAGGUGUCACAGAGACUGAUACCAUCUCUAGGAGGCAGAUGAUCCCAAUUCAACCCUACUCAGUUGAGCAGCCUGUCUAGGGCAUUUCCUUCAACAGCUUGUUCUCCAUGCUGUGAACAGGUCCCAGACCUCAGUGGUCAAGCUGUUGUCACCUGCUAGACCAAUUCUGUUGCUCCUGAGGCAUUGGCAUUCCCUUUGUCAGGGACAUUGUCUGUGGGACAGUCUGCUAAUGCAUGGGAAGCAGUGUUCCCUACCUUUGGGAGAGGGAGCAAUCAUUUGUGUACACUGAGAAUUCACAAGGAUAUGCCUGUUCCAACCUUAACACUAAUGCAGCUGGAAGACUGGGAAAUUUGCUUGGUUUAUCUUCAGUGGUCAAAAGAGGAGUUGCAACUUGCAUUUAAUACAGCUUCCUGUCCCUUUCUAUGGCCAUAAGCCUCUUCUUCUCCUGGCUGCAUGAGGUUCAGCUUUCCUUUCUCUGUCCAAAUAAAAUAAAUUGAUGAUGAUGAUAUUAGAGAAUUGAGAUAGAGAUCAGAAUUCUGCAUCUUUUGAAUGUGCCUUUCCCCAGGUUUAUGAAUCAGCAUCAGGAAGGAGGCCUGGACUGUCAAUUCUAAUGCCCUUUAAACUCCAGAGUACACCUGAAAUCUCUUUCCACUCUUCAUUAUAGCUGUCUUGUGCUCUCUCUAGUUUGGGCCACUCUCACUGUGAAUUUUUGGGUUAUUCCUUGGAUGAAAGUUAACUAUUUCCCAGCUGUCAUCCCUUAUUUAGGGUCUACACUACUUGACUUUGCCUCUAGAGCUGUUGCAUGGCAUCCAUGCACCACAGUGCCACAUAAGCAGGGUUGUGCAUAUCUUGAACUUCAGAAACCAAUAUUCUGCACCAAGCAAAGCUGAAUCCAACAGACUGUAUCAGCUGUAUGAACAAAACAGGAGGCAUAUACUUAUCUGUGUAUGUUGUGUAUUUUCUUUGGUUCCUAGUCAUGGGAUGGGGGGAACCAAAUGGUUUUGCAACACUAAAGUGCUAUUGUUUAUUGCUAGUGCCAUAAGACCUAUACAGCUCCCCAAUCCUUCCUUUGGCUUCUGAGAUUUUAGCAGGUAUUGUAUAAACAUUUCCUAUUCUUCCCUUGCUGUCUUAAUUACUAGAAAUUUACAUUAAAAUGAAUAAUUCUUUUUUUUUAAGUCUCAGGAUGUUGAUAAUCUGCAUCCAGUUCUGUAUAAUACCUUCACAGAGCAAUGUCAUAUGCACAGCCCUAUGUAUACAUAAAACAAGUGGUGACUUUCCCUAUUUCACUCACUAGGUCCAAAGAGGUAGCUGCUCCCCAAUAUCAUAAUACUAUGUUAUCUCUUUACAAGCAGUUUGAUAUACAAUAAAUGAACUGUGGAACCUAUCACUACAGUAUGGAGAUUUUAGGGCAUCCUUGAUACUAGAGCUUGGGAAAGUUCCUUGUGUGGAUGAUAGCUCCUAUAAUCCUCAGCUACCAUGGCCAAUAACCACAUGGGCUGCAGGAUUUGAAGAGUUGUUCAGAAAAGUAACUCUUCUAAUCUUUGCCUAAUAUAUUAAUACAAGUUAACCUGGAGCAGUGAUGUGAGUGCAAGGUGCAGCUCCUGGCUAAAAAUAUCUUGGAAAUGGCAGGCUGGGAUAGCAAGAGGAGCAGCUCAUUGUUGCAUGGGCAUAGCAAAUGAGACUGAAAGUAAGCAUUGGUAUGGGGGAUUGAGUGGGGAAUGAGUGGUUAUUGAGGAGCUACUCUGUUUCUGCCCAACUACUUUGUGUUCCUGUGCAUUAAAAUUAAACAUGGGAUUGUUUUGAGACUGGGGGUGUGUGCUUAGGCAAGCAUUGACCUGCAUAGUAUGUGUCCUCAAGUGCCAUGCUGGAGCCUGUGUAACCAGCCCACCUCCACAUUGAAUGUUUGCAUGUCAAUGCCACCCUCGUGCCUUUGUGUCUCUGCCCAUGUAAGGGCCUUGGCCAAAUAAAGAUUUGCUGAAUCUCUG